This is a messenger RNA of Colletotrichum abscissum, 1029 nucleotides long. Its product is annotated as protein kinase. Gene Ontology annotation, molecular function: ATP binding; protein serine/threonine kinase activity. The transcript is spliced from 3 exons. Lineage: Eukaryota; Fungi; Ascomycota; Sordariomycetes; Glomerellales; Glomerellaceae. The record is from RefSeq and is a predicted model, not a curated record. Bases 1 to 1029 code for a protein of 342 amino acids. Gene Ontology annotation, biological process: peptidyl-threonine phosphorylation; peptidyl-serine phosphorylation.
AUGCGGUCUCCAUUCUUCGACAUUGGCCCCAAUGACAAGGAAAGAAAUAUUCACCACUACGAGUUGGAGCCAGAUACAGUACUACCCUUCAUCAAGGAGUUUCCAGCUACGUCGUCCGACAUAACGUCUUACAGCAGAGUUCAGCGGGUACAAAUCCAUAUGCAUCAUCAUACUAUGCACAACGGAAUUCCCGACGAAAACCCGUUCUUUGCUGUAAAGGAACUACUUCCUGAGCCUGAUGAUAGACUGGACAUCAGUCGCGAAAAGAAUUUCCGUGCAGAGGUGAGGGCCCUGGCAAAGACUGUUGGUCUAUCAAGCCAUGACCAUGUCAUCAAGCUACUCGCGACUUGGAGAAAAGGUGAUAGCUGGAAUAUGUUGUUCCCAUGGGCCAUAAGCAACCUCAAAGAUUACUGGAAGAGAGGCGAGCCAGAAAGAUCGCCCGAAUUUGUCAAAUGGAUAUCCACGCAGUGUCGAGGUCUUGCCGAAGGCUUGCAGAAGAUCCAUAAAAGCCCUUCGGAUCACGCGGAUCACGCACAAGAGUAUGGUAUCCACGGAGACAUUAAGCCUGAAAACAUACUCCUCUUCCAUAGCGAUUCAAAUCCAUUCGGAAUAAUGGUAAUCAGCGACUUCGGCUACACUCGCUUUCAUAGGAGAAACACUCGGUCAAACACCCCGGCAGCAGGCUACAGUCCAACGCACAGAGCACCAGAACUUGACCUUGAACCAUUCAUUUCCAGGUCCUACGACAUGUGGACUUUUGGUUGUGUAUAUCUAGAGUUCAUUACUUGGUACCUUAUGGGGCCCAAAGGUAUUGGGGAGUUUGUGGGGUGUCGGACGGCAGAUGACACAGGUGCACCAGUAGGUAUCAAGGAGGAUAAGUUCUUCAUACCCGGCAUUGAAGAGAAUGGAGAGAAAGAGGCGAAAGUGAAACCGUCGGUCAAUGAUACUUGGGCUUGUGCGACGAUGCUCGACCAUCAAUACCAGGAGCCCGACGUUUCGGAGAGGCCAGUGCAGAUAGCACUCAUUUGA